AUGCUGCCGUGGAACCCGCCUUCGUCCUUCACGUCCCAAAGCGACCAGACACAUACAUUUCGGGGCAGUUAUGGUACCCAACAGCAGCAACAUCUACAGCAGCAGCAACAGCAGCAACAGCAACAGCAACAGCAACAGCAACAGCAACAGCAACAGCAACAGCAACAGCAACAGCAACAGCAGCAACAACAGGAUGACCCGCCUCAGCUUCAGCCUCAGCAGCCGCAGCAGCAGCAACCACCACCCCCGCCCGCGCCGAUGCAGCCCCCUCACAUGACGCUCGCCUCGACGCUCCACUUCCUCCAGAGCGAGCAUCGUCGCUACGCCAAGGACCGCAACGAAUGGGAAAUUGAACGCGCCGAGAUGAGAGCGCGCAUCGCCUUGCUCGAGGGCGAGAAGCGAGGCAACGAGGGUGCGCUGCGUGAUUUAGCGCGGAGGUGCAAGAUGUUGGAGAAUGCACUCCGAGGGGAAAGGUCUGUCUGUCUGGCUUGAGCUGGUAUAGAACAUACCUUGACUUGGCGACGAGCAAUGACUAAUUCAUGAACAUCGAUUCUUCGUUAUGCAGAUCCAAGUUCCUCACUUCGACGAACGCCGCUCCUGGAGCGUCGACCCCAUCAAACGCAUCGGGAACCGCAUCCCCUAUCCCCGGAGGAGGUCCAUCUGUACCAGUAUCGGCAGCGAAAGCCGCCCACCAAUUGUCUAGCCUCAAUCCCGCGUCCGCUCCGAAGGACAAGGAGACUUCCGCCGGCGCGAAGGAGGGCCUGGCGCCCGAAUCGGUCCCAAUGACCUCUUCAACAUCUUCUGCAGGCCCUACAAAUGCUGUUGCAGCAGUGGCAACGGGUGCGACGAGCACUGCAGCUGCUUCACGAGCAGCGAACGUGGGAGCAAAUGGCAUAGCACCAGCCGGCGGGGCAGGUACAGGCAACUGGGGGACGACGGGGCUGGGAGCCGCAGCCAGAGAUCCCCGUGGAAAGGCACGGAGUCGAGACUAUCUGAAGCAGUAAGUACGAUGCGGAAGAGGCGGGAAGCGAGCCUCCCAAGCUCCGAUACUGAGCCGCACUACCCACGCUUUGAUGUCAACCAGAUGUUUGCAAGAGAUCCACUACCUCACCUCCGCGACGACGAUGAACCCGCUGUCGUCGACGUCCUUUGCCGCCCCUUCGGUCCCUCGACCGCGCAAAACAUUACCGGAACAAGUUCUUCCAAGUGGACCCGGCGUAUACAGCAUCUCGUUACCCCCCUCGGCUUCAAGUGCCGCGGGAACCCCUUCCUCCAGCGUUGCCGCCAACUCGAACGCGCCUACAAUCGAAGCCACAUCACAACUUCAGCCGCCCCAUGUCGCGUCGUUGGCACCACAUCCAAUCACACAGUUCCCUUCAGACCCACCGAGCGCGUUCGUACCGCUCAAACGCACCAUCUCUCAACCGGGUGGGAUGCCCCCCGUCUCCGCGAGCAUGGAGUCGGAUAACCAGAUCAACAUGCGGAAUAUUCGCGACACGACACCGACGGCUUCCAGCCCGAUGGUCACUUCCGCGCCUUCGACGACAUCGCUGAAUGACUCGAUCACCAAGUCGGAUCCCAAUGGCGGACUUCUGCCGACACUUGGGGAGGAGGCGGUGACGAUCGACGACAACGAGCAGGUCGAUGAGGGGAUCAUUAAGCCUCCGAGUCCUCCGCUCGAAGUACCGCUUUCACCGGUCAACAAGGCGACGACGACCGUCAGUGGGAGCCCCAAACUCGAGUAUACCCUGGCAUCGAAUGUUGGCGAAGAGGUCAAAGGUGUGCAGCAUGGGAUGACCACGGAUUAA
Molecule: messenger RNA, 1808 nt
Organism: Microbotryum saponariae
Lineage: Eukaryota; Fungi; Basidiomycota; Microbotryomycetes; Microbotryales; Microbotryaceae
Source: the annotation of a GenBank genome assembly